Molecule: messenger RNA, 5552 nt
Organism: Gopherus flavomarginatus (Mexican gopher tortoise)
Lineage: Eukaryota; Metazoa; Chordata; Testudines; Testudinidae
Gene: KEL
Product: Kell metallo-endopeptidase (Kell blood group)
Exons: 18
Coding region: 277-2460 (727 amino acids)
Biological process (GO): protein processing
Cellular component (GO): plasma membrane
Molecular function (GO): metalloendopeptidase activity
Source: RefSeq, a predicted model, not a curated record
CUGUCAGGGGAGGAAGGGGUGUCAGGAGGAGAAGGUGGGCGGGGAGCUGCAGAAAUGUAUCCAUAUCUCUCCUCUCUGCCUCCUGUUUUCUUUAAGGGUGUUUUUCAGAGCCCUUGUUCCCAUCUCCUCCUCCUCUUCUGAGCACUCAGCCAAGGUGGGAAGGAGAUACUGCCUGUGAUCUGAACUGUGUUUUUUAUCAGCCCUUGGGCACGAGUAGGGCAUAGACAACCUAGCAGCAGCAGCAGUAACCACACAGGGAGCAGGAGAGUCUCCGCAAUGAAUGGCACAAGGACUCCUCAGCAGCCCUGUGAGGAGGAUCCAAGAGAGGCUGCAAAGAACAGAAGAUGUCUCCGGGGAAAGAGCCUGCUCCUGUGUGCUCUCAUGCUCAGCACUGUCCUUGGGUUUGCAUUGCUUCUUGCCUACACCAUCCUACACCAGGGCCUGGAACCUUGUGACACCAAGGAGUGUCUCACGCUACUGGCCAGACUCCUGGAGGUGAGAAAUGCCACCAUAGACCCCUGUGAGGAUUUUUAUGGCUAUGCCUGUGGCAACUGGGAAGCCAACCACUUGCGCACAGGGACUAUGGAGUCAUCAAAUGUGUUUGAUGUCCUGCUGGAAGAAAACCAGCUGAUCCUGAAGAGGCUUUUAGAGGUUCCACAACUCAGGGUUGGAAGCUCAGCCAAGGAAAAAGCCAUCCGGUUCUACCACUCCUGCAUGGAUACCCAACAGAUAGAAGCAGAAGGGGCUCAGCCCUUGAAGGAGCUUAUAAAUCAGAUUGGUGGCUGGAACUUCACAGGCCCUGAGAAACAGACCGAUUUUAACCAGACCCUGCAAAUACUCAUGGGCAAAUACAACACCUUCCCCUUCUUCAGAGCGUAUGUGGGACCCAACUCUUCUGACCCCAGCACCAAUAUCAUCCAGAUUGACCAUCCUGAGUUUGAGAUGCCACCAGAGAGUGACUACAAUGAAAAAGGAAAUUAUCCUGAGGUGGUCCGUGUGUAUUUCUCAUACCUGAUGAAGCUGGGGACACUGUUGGGAGGGCCACAGAAUGUUACCUCCACCUUCAUCUCCUUUGCCUUGUCUUUCAUCUCCAACCUCCAGAAGGAGGUCACCCCACUGCAGGAACGGCAGGAGAGAGGGAUGCUGUUCUAUCACACCACUAUCAGGGAGCUGCAGGAAAAGGCACCUGCGAUCGAUUGGCUGUCAUGCCUCCAGGCAGCCUUCCAUCCAGUGCAGCUGAACAUUUCCCAGCCAAUCGCAGUGCAUGACAUGGAUUAUUUGAAAGGCAUGUCACGGAUGAUUGGAAAAUGGCAGAAGGGGAGGGUCCUACAGAUCUAUAUGAUCCUCUGCCUGGUUGGAAACCUCUCCCCAGCCCUCGACAGCCGGUUCCAAGAUGCACGCAGGGAGCUAUAUGAAAAGCUGCAUGGAAAGACAGGGGAAUCUGGGUUGGUACAGGCCCAUCGCUGGAGGAAGUGCCUGAGUGACACCAGCACCUUCUUUGAGCCUGUCCUUGGGGAGAUGAUUGUGCAAGAGAUUUUCCCUCAAGAGACAAAGGAACUCGCUGAGAAAAUGUUCUCUGUGGUCCGAGAUGCCCUCAACAGUCGGCUGGAUCAGGUGGAGUGGAUGGAUGAGCAGACCCGACAAGAGGCCAAGGACAAGGUUUCUAAGCUUCAGGUGGAAAUUGGCUAUCCAGACAGAACCCUCCAAACUCCUGAAAUAGACCGGGAAUUCCAGGAUCUGGAGAUACAUGACAAUACUUUUUUGCUCAAUGUGGUGGCCUGCCUGAAAGCUGUGAGGGAAAAUUUCUCCCUGAGGCUCCUUCAUCCCCACCUGCAGGAUAAUUGGAAGGUCUUCCCUUGGUCUGUCCAUUCCUACUACUCAUUGAGGCACCACGCCGUGGUCUUCCCCGCGGGAAUGUUCCGCAGCCCCUUCUUCCACGCAGAGUUCCCCAGCGCUGUGAACUUUGGAGCCAUGGGAGUCAUCAUGGCACAUGAGCUGCUUCACGCAUUCCAUGAUUAUGUGGUGCCUGAGAGCUGUCCUAGAUGCAACAGGGAUGCAUUAGUGUGGGGUACAGACUGCAUGGUGGAACAGUAUGAACGCUACUCUCUGCAGGGCCUGAGAAUCAAUGGCACUUUCACCCUGCUGGAGAAUGCAGCUGACACAGGAGGACUCGCCAUCGCUUACCAGGCCUAUAAGAACUGGCUGAAAAAGCACAAACAGGAGAGGAAUUUACUCGGGAGUGGACUCUCACACCAUCAGCUCUUCUACAUCAGCUUUGCCAAUGGUAUGUGUGGGCACCAAAGCCAUGAGAGACUGCAAGCCUUCCUGCACAAUGACCCACACAGCCCCCCACCACUCCGCGUCCGUGGGCCCCUCAGCAACAGCCAGGACUUUGCCAGGCAUUUCCACUGCUCCAGCACAGCACCAAUGAAUCCAGCCUUCAAGUGCCACAUCUGGUAAUCCACAUGGAGACGGAGGGGGAGAGAGAGAGAAAGGCAGAGGUAUGGAAACUGGAGCUGUAGAAUUCAUCCCUGCUGAAGAAUGGCCUGCCCUCACAGAGACAUUCUGGAGCCUAACCCACUCCUCCACAUCCCUUCUUCUCAUCCUUUUCCCCCACCAACAGGUCAUGGUGGCAGAAGAUACCAGUCCGAGUAGCAAGAGGGAAGAGAGGCUAAACAUAGCAGCCAAUACAGUGUGUGCUACUCCCCAAAUGCUCCCCAUGCCCUGCCCCAAUUAGGCUAAAUUUGCCUUUCAGAGUGUGGGGGUACAGGCUUGCAAGGUCAAUAGACAAGCUGCAAUUAUUAACAACACUGGGGGGAACCUCACAAGUUCCCAUGCACACCUCCCGCCCUGGACCACUAGGGAUAGAAGAACUCAGAUCUCUCACUCUGAAAUCACAAGGGGGGAAGAGACUCACUGGUUACUGCUUCCAGAUGGGAAGAUGAGACAUUUAAUUAAUGUACAUUGCUAAAAACCUCACCUAGAUAUGUUAUGGCAUACCUGUCUUAGCGCCCCCAAUAUGAGUGGAAUGGUCUUGAGAUUCUAUGUUAUUUUCUGCUAUUUAGCCUAGUGUCCUGGAUCUGACCUGUCUAGCUCUUUGGGAUUGUUUUUUCCCCUGGUUAUUCUUAUCUCUGACCACUAGGGGCCCGGCCCAGUGCUAGCUUGAAUGGAAAGCUCAGUCCCAUUAACUUCAUUGGACUUUGGAUCAAACCCUAGAUAUCGCUUGUCUGAUGCAGCGGUUGCCUCUCUUUUCUAAUUGCUCCCCCUGCUGACUUCUGACGAGAAGGAUGUAGCAGCAGCAGCUAUUCUUAAGCUUUUUUGCACUCAGAAGAAGGGGAAGAGCAUGCACUGGCUGAGGGAUAAGAAAGGCUGGAAUGGAGGAACCCCUUCUGUGGAAAAGAGGAAGGGGGGAAGCAAGGCAUGAACAGGAUAGGAAGUGGAAUCUCAGGAGUCAGUGACAUAGCUAUAAUGUUGCAAGUAGUGAAGUUCCACCAGAGCCAUUGAGUUAUGAGGUUAUGAGGGACUUCCUGAUGGAAUGGCACUUUGGCAUAUCACUUGGUUCACAAAGUGGCAAUGCUGCUCACACAAAUUUGGCCCUCACCCUUCUGGGGCUCAGGCCAGAUUUGAGCGGCAUUGUGACCAGGUGACACCACUCAUCAAUCAGAUUUGGUCUCCCGUGUGAUGUGGGGUGGACAACGGGGUGAGAGGAACUGAGGGGCAGCUGCCAGCCAAGAUUAGGAGUUGCCUCCCUAGCCUGGAAAUGGAGUGGGGUGCUGAGCUGGGUGCUGGUGAAUGUCCUGGAAAGUCUUGGAGGCCAGUGGAUGAGGGGUUGGGGGGGUGAGGUGUUGGUGUACUAUGGGGUGAGUGGAAAGGACUGGGAGGAUGGGGGCAAGUGGGAGAGGUGGGGGGAGUUUUGGGGGGCAACUGAAGAUGUUGGAGGUGGUUGGAUAGGAUGUGUGCCCAAUGCUGGGCAUAAGCAACAUUUUAGAUUUUGGAAUGGGGAAGGGAGCCCCUAAUCUAGUCCUGCACCAGGGCCUUGUCAUGCACUGUCAGGAGGCAAUGGGAUGUGGGAGGGUGUUAUGCCCCCCCAAGAUGUUAGAGAUUCCUAAUAGUUUCCCCCAGUCACUCCAUAUGGAAAUAACAGACAAGUCUUGUUCCCUCUCACAAAAAGGCAUCAAGUUAUGGUGACCCUAUGUCCCAUUUUGGCUAGGACAGUCUCUUUUUUUUUAAGCCCUGUCCUGGCUGUUCUGACUGUUUUUGGCAAAACUGGGCAUUUGUCCCAAAACUGGACAAAUGCCCAGUUUUGCCCCAAAAGUGGGGUGCAACCUUAGCAGGGUGCAGAGGAACAUGUGUGUGGGGGAAAGCAGCAAUGCCAGCCCUUCACAGGAGGGAGGGCUUGGGAAAGCAGCUCAGGCCAGAGCUGCCCUCUGCAUAUGGGUGGCAGAGGGUCUAGGGCUGGCCCUACACACAUGGGAAGAAGGAAGCCUUGGGUAGGCCCCACACAGGAAGGGAGGAGGUGCCUCGUAUGGUGUCCCAUUUUCCUUUUGGAAAAUAUGGUUACCCUAUAUUAAGUUAGCUAGGGCUGGGGCCUGUUUAAGGAAAGAUUGGGAUGAUAGGGGGUGGUUUCCAGGGUUUAUGGGAGCCUCCAGAGGUCAGACUAACCACCCAGAUUUUAGAAUGCUUCUCCAAAUACCAAACUGCUUUUCAGGAAUUUUUGCUAUCCAGAUGGGAGAGUUUUGCUGCUGUUAUGUUUUUGUGACAUAGUAUUGUUGUAACCAAAUGUCAUGCAGUAAUGCAGUGUAGGGGAGCAAAGUGUAAAAGAUAUAGUGGAUUUCAGGAGCAGCAAGAAAACUGGCAUAUAAGAACAUUUCUAUGUUACUAAGAAUCCCUUAAAACUAUAAUUUUGGAGGCCCUGAUAAUUAGACCUAUAUUUAAAAAAACAAAAAUAAUAAAAUUCACUAGAAUUGGCAAACACAACCCUCCUACAGCUCACUGGCCGCUGUUUCUUUGUAAAACAGUUCCUGGGAAAAAAUUUAAAUGAUGGGAGCUGUUUUAUUCUGAACAUUAUAUUACCAGUGGGGUGAUUCUUUGGGAGUAGAUACUGGUAUUGGGAAUAAGCAGCAAAAUUAAAGCUGGAAAAGACCAAUUAAUUGUCUUAAUCCUUGUCACUGUGACAAUUAGCAAGGGUUGUGAAGGAUUCUCAAUCUUUGGCAAUUUUUAAAUUAAGGCUGGAUGUUGUUCUAAAAAACAGGAAUUAUUGGGGGAAGUUCUAUGGCCUGUUUAUACAAGAGGUCAGACUAGAUGAUCACAAUCAUCCCUUCUGGCCUUGGAAUCUAUGAAUCCAGUGCCAACCAGUAUAGGCCAACACAGUAUAUUCUUCAGGAACACUUUUUUUGAAAGACCAUUUCACUGUUAUAUUCUCACUGAUUAAAGGCCGAACAGAAUAUAUGUGAAUAAAAGGUUCUUUAUCUGUGUUGUUAUUAAUAAAUCUUCUGAUUGAAAAAUUAUAAUUGAAAUAUUUUUUUAAAAUUAAAUGUACUAUUUACUAUUAA